AUGAAGAAACUAGGGAGGAGGGUCCACCCGACCCCUGCGGCCGCAGCGGCGGCGGCGCCGUGGGAGCAGCUGGCGGCUCUCCCGGCGGCCAUGAUGGCUCUGGCGACGGCGCUGACGGCGGAGGAGCAAGAGGUGCUGGCCUAUCUCCUAUCCGGCGGCGUCGGAGGAGGUGGUGGUAGUGGUGGUGGUGGUGGUGGGAGGGGGAAGUGGAAGGAGGAGCGGCGGGGGCGGCAGCAGCACCCGCCGGAGCUGGGUUGCCGGUGCUUCGGGUGCUACAAGAGCUUCUGGGCGCGGUGGGACGCGUCGCCCAACCGCCACCUCAUCCACCGCAUCAUAGACUCCGUCGAGGAGACACUCGAGUCCAGGGAGCGCACCCGGGGGAAGGGCCGCCGCCGGCGGAGCGGCCGGGGCGGCGGACGGAAGGGUGGGGAAACGACGGAGGAGACGGCGGUGAAGGCGGAGGAGGAAGAGCUUUUCGGGGUGGAGGGGAAGGGUUUCACGGUAGUUGACGGAGGACACGCUGCGGAUGAUGAUGAUGAUGAUGAUGAUGAUGAUGGGGAGGAGGAAGACGAGAAGGGAGAUGAGGUUAAUGGAGCUGGUGGUGGUGGGGAGACUAAGAGCUCGGUGAGGAGGUUUGUGAGUUUUAUUGGAGAGAGGGUUUGGGGAGUGUGGAAUUAA
Phoenix dactylifera (date palm) is the source of this 678-nucleotide messenger RNA. RefSeq lists its product as uncharacterized. NCBI's taxonomy places the organism in Eukaryota, Viridiplantae, Streptophyta, Magnoliopsida, Arecales, Arecaceae. The record is from RefSeq and is a predicted model, not a curated record.